GCGGAGCUUUCAGGUGCGCGUCCCACAGCAGGUGCGUUUGUGUCGUCACCGCGUAGUUAGAACUGCCAGGAAGGAAAAGAUUUCCUUACUUAGUUACCAUGGUCUCUUCGAACGCAGCGGAGCCACUUUUAGUCCAGUUUUAGCGUCUUGUUUUGUCCGGUUUAGCGGUUUUGUUCGGAGCAGGAGCACCUGAGGACGGCAGGCGGAGGAACAUGGGGAAAAAAGAAGAGGACAGGCCAGACUCCGAAUACGGUGAACCGGCCCAGUUUGACCCAACCUUUAAUGGACCCAUAAAGAAAAGAGGAUGCACGGAUAUAAUCUGCUGUAUUCUGUUCAUGGUCGUCAUCCUCGGCUACAUCGGCGUAGGAAUCUUAGCUUGGCUCUAUGGAGAUCCCAGACAUGUCCUCUUUCCAAGGAAUUCAACCGGUUGGUUCUGUGGCAUCGGGCCCAACAAAGACAAACCACACUUGUUCUACUUCGAUAUUCUGAAAUGUGCGUCGUCUGUGAACAUUCUGGUGACGUCGCUGAACGGGUUGCAGUGCCCAACCACGCAGAUUUGUGUAGAAAAAUGUCCUUCUACCUUCUGGGCUGUCAGCCCUGUGGAUUAUAUGCCUGGAAAAUCAGUAAAUGAAGUUUUUAAUCAAAGUUUAUGCGUUCCAUCAUUGGACCUGAAAACAACCAAGUUGAGCGUUUCAGAAAUUGUGAGCAAAGAGCUCUGUCCUUUCUUCCACAUACCAACUACCCCAGCGUUGGGGAGAUGUUUCCCCGACGUCCAGAAACUAGGCUCAAUCCCCGGCUUUUUCGCCGACACCCCAGGUUUGCCGAGCUCGAUUAACGAGACGGCGAACCUCAUCAAGAACGGCACUGGCUCACGAGACAUAAUCAACAGCUUCAAUAUGAAAAACGUUGUCCUCCGGAUCUUUGAAGAUUUUGCAUCAGCCUGGCCGUGGAUUCUAGUUGGUUUGGUGGUAGCCAUGGUGGUCAGUCUGCUGUUCCUGCUGCUGCUGAGGUUCAUCGCUCCAGUGAUGAUCUGGCUGAUCAUCAUCGGACUCCUGGCAUCUGGUGCUUACGGAAUCUGGCACUGCUACUGGGAAUACGAUAACUACAAACAACAGUCUGCAAGCAUCACCGACGUCGGAUUCACCACUAACUUUCAGACUUAUCUGCAAGUCCAGGAGACCUGGCUGGCCAUUUUGAUAGUCCUCUGUGUGGUGGAAGUCAUCAUCCUCCUCACCGUCAUCUUCCUCAGAACCAGAAUCCUGAUAGCGAUCGCUCUCAUUCAGGAGUCCAGCAGAGCGAUUGGUCACAUGAUGUCUUCCCUGGCGUUCCCAUUGGUCACAUUUGUUCUGCUGCUGGUCUGCGUCUCCUACUGGGGCGCCACCGCGAUAUACUUGGCCACGUCAGGAGAGCCCAUCUACAAAGUGGUGGCUCUAAAUUCGUCGCACGGCGGCUGUUCGAGCAUCACCGGCAACGUGACCUGUGACCCUCAGACUUUCAACUCAUCACAUUACCCAGAGUGUCCUUCAGCCAGCUGCAUCUUCAUCAGCUACAACGAGGAAGGUCUCUUCCAGAAGAACAUGUUCAACCUGCAGAUUUACAACGCGGUGGCCUUCCUCUGGUGUGUGAACUUCGUCAUCGCCCUGGGGCAGUGCACGCUGGCGGGGGCCUUCGCCUCCUACUACUGGGCCUUCACCAAGCCGGACGACAUCCCCAUGUUUCCAGUGGGUGCCAGCUUUUUGCGGACACUCAGGUACCAUGUUGGCUCUCUCGCCUUCGGUUCUUUAAUCCUGACGCUGGUUCAAAUCGUGAGGGUUAUACUGGAGUACAUCGACCACAAGACCAAAUCGGCUCAAAACCCUUGUGCCCGUUUUGUCCUCUGCUGCUUAAAAUGCUGCUUCUGGUGUCUGGAGAAGUUUAUAAAGUUCAUCAACAGGAACGCCUACAUCAUGAUUGCUAUUUAUGGGAAGAACUUCUGUGUCUCAGCCAAAAACGCUUUCAGUCUGCUCAUGAGAAACGUCAUAAGGGUGGUGGUGCUCGAUAAAGUGACCGACAUUCUGCUGUUCUUUGGAAAACUGCUUGUGGUUGGAGGAGUAGGUGUUUUGUCGUUCUUUUUCUUCUCUGGGCGGAUCAAACUCCCAGGCGACACAUUUCGCUCUGAAACUCUCAACUACUACUGGAUGCCAAUUAUUACUGUGGUGUUUGGUAGCUACCUCAUAGCUCACGGUUUCUUCAGCGUCUACAACAUGUGUGUCGACACACUCUUCCUCUGCUUCUUGGAGGAUCUGGAGCGCAACAAUGGAUCCCUGCAGAAGCCGUAUUUCAUGUCCAGAAACCUCAUGAAGAUCCUCAACAAAUCCAACAAACAGGCAAAAUGAGGAAGACGUCUCUCUUCUUCUGCUCCCUUUAAUUAGCCCGCUGUGCUUUAUUCCCCCUCCUAAA
This is a messenger RNA of Poecilia latipinna (sailfin molly), 2439 nucleotides long. It is a transcript of the gene slc44a4, whose product is annotated as solute carrier family 44 member 4. The transcript has 23 exons. The coding region runs from base 213 to 2375 and encodes 720 amino acids. Gene Ontology annotation, cellular component: plasma membrane. Gene Ontology annotation, molecular function: thiamine pyrophosphate transmembrane transporter activity. Gene Ontology annotation, biological process: thiamine pyrophosphate transmembrane transport; choline transport. The record is from RefSeq and is a predicted model, not a curated record. NCBI's taxonomy places the organism in Eukaryota, Metazoa, Chordata, Actinopteri, Cyprinodontiformes, Poeciliidae.